AGUCUGCAAGGAAGGAGCUACAAGAGCUGGAAACUAUUCACAGCUCAGUCAUUCACUUGAAAUUCAUUCCUCCUGCCCUUCAUUUCGGGGAAUACCAUCAACCACCUAGAGGGGAGCUUCACCAUCGUAUGUCACAGAUUUGACUUGAAUCAUCUUGAGAAUCGGUCACCAACACUUGCUCUAGAUUGAGAAACUGAGAAUGAGACUUUGGGUCUUGGUAAUUCUAACAAUUCUCAUACCUUCCACAUCAGCUGCAUUUAGCAAAUCGUCUUGGAGCCUGGAAAAUGAGGCUUUAAUUGUGAGAUGUCCCAGACAAGAAAAAUCUCGAUACCCUGUUGUCUGGUAUUACUCAAAAACCAACAAACGUAUUACCACCCAGAGAAGAAGUCGUGUAGUUGCCUCAGGGGAACGUCUUAAGUUUCUCCCAGCCAAAGUCAAAGAUUCCGGAUUUUAUACUUGCAUUAUCAGAAGUCCUACCUCCAAUAAGACUGGAUAUGUGAAUGUCACCAUUUAUAAAAAACAACCAGGUUGUGAUAUUCCAGACUUUCUGAUAUAUUCAACAACAUCUGGAUCAGAAAAAAAUUCCAGAAUAUAUUGUCCUACAAUUGACCUCUACAACUGGACAGCACCUGUGGAGUGGUUUAAGAAUUGUGAAGUUCUUCAAGGAUCCAGGUACCGAGCACACAAGUCAUUUUUGCAGAUUGACAAUGCAAACAGCAAGGACGCUGGUGAUUAUACAUGCAAAUUUAUGCACAAUGAAAAUGGAGUCAAUUAUACUGUGACUGCAACCAGGGCAUUCACAGUUAUUGAUAAGCGAAGCUUUUCUUUGCUUCCAGUAAUUAUAGCCCCUCCACAGAAUGAAACAAAGGAAGUGGAAAUUGGAAAACCAGCAGACCUAAGGUGCUCUGCUUGCUUUGGGAAAGGCUCUCAGACCAUGGCUGACAUCCUGUGGCAGGUUAACAGAAGCAACGCUGAGAACUUCGGUGAAGCAAGAAUACAUGUGUUGCGAGAGCAAGAUCAAAGUUCUCGCAGUGAGCUGACUUGCCUAAACGCCGUGUUAAGAAUAGUGGAUGUAAAAGAAGAGGAUUUAUCACUGAAGUACGACUGUCUGGCCAUGAAUUUCCGUGGCCUGAUCAUGCACACCGUAAGACUGAGGAGGAAAAAUCCAACGGAUCAACAAAGCACCUACUACGUGCUUGCAGGAUUUAGCAUAUUAUUCUUGCUAAUCAAUGUCUUGGUGAUAAUUCUAAAAGCAUUCUGGAUUGAGAUUAUUCUGCUCUGGAGAGACAUAGCUAGACCUCACAAAACUAGGAACGAUGGGAAGAUCUAUGAUGCUUACGUGAUCUAUCCACGGAACUGCAAAAACAGUCCAAAGGGGGCCAGCUCUGUGGAGUACUUUGUUCACCAGAUUCUGCCUGACGUUCUUGAAAAUAAAUGUGGCUACGACUUAUACAUUUAUGGAAGAGAUCUGCUCCCUGGAGAAGAUGUAGCCACCACAGUGGAAACCAGCAUCCAGAAGAGCAGGCGGCAUAUCUUCAUCCUGACUCCUGAGGUCACGCACAGCAAGGAGUUUACCUACGAGUGGGAGAUCGCCUUGCACAACACCCUCAUCCAGAACGACUCCAAGGCCAUCCUUAUUGAAAUGGAGGCGCUGUGCCCGCCUGGCGGACUGCAGAUCGAGGAGCUUCAGGACUCCCUCAAGCACCUCGUCGAAGUGCAGGGGACCAUCAAGUGGAGGGAGGACCUCGUGGCCAAGAAACAGUCCCUGAAUUCCAAGUUCUGGAAGCACAUAAGGUACCACAUGCCGGUGCCAAGCAAACUUCCAAGAAAGACUCCCCGUUCGGCAUCCUCGAGCGCCCAGGGGCAGCAGUGCUUGCUUUGAUGGCUAACGCACUGCGUUUGGGGGAUCCAAAUCCCUCCCAGCUGGGUCACGCGGCUGUACCAGACAGUGGGGGCUGAGGCUCCAGAAAUAGGAGUAUCGAGGGUAUUCAGACCUCAGAUUUCAUGCACUGACUUUACUUCCAUUUCCCUGGUUCUGGCAGGAUGCAAAAUACCCCGAGAUUUUCAUCCUCAAGCUCCCUGUCUCCACCUCACAUCCCCUCCCUCGUCUUCCAUGGCUGGUCCUUCUCCAUCGUGGCCCGGCAUCUUCUCACUACUCUUCCUCUCUCUCUCUCGUUCUCUCUCUCCUUAUUCCUUGUCGAUAUUCUACAUUUUGAACAUCAAACUGAAAGUUUUAGAGUUAAAUUUUCAUGUGAUCUUGAACACUCAGAUCCCUUCAAGCAGAACGCUGGUACUAAAUCUUGUUCCCAAUGCCAGAAUGUGUUAGAUUUUAUUUGAUCAGAUGCUUAAGUUUUAUCAUAUCAAUACUGUCCAUUUGGUUGGAGUACCUUACCAAAUUACCCAAUUAUCAUUAUAUUUAAGAUUUUUUAAUUCUAAUAUUUCAUCUGAAAAGGAUCUGAAAUCCAAAUUUAGCUGGGGGUCUUGUAUUUUUAUAUGUUAAGUCUGGUUACCCUACCCUGGUAGUAUUAUUGUGCUUUUAUGUGGUGAUAUCUGAUUUUGUCAAAUUACUAUAAAUGUAGCCAAUGAAAGAGGCUGUAGAGUUGAUUAACAUCAUAGAAUUCAGAAUCAACAGUCAUCCUCUGCUAGCUACGUGACCAUGAGCAAGUUACUUAACUUCUCAAAAACUUAGUCACCUUCGGUAAAAUGGGAA
This is a messenger RNA of Balaenoptera acutorostrata (minke whale), 2710 nucleotides long. It is a transcript of the gene IL33R, whose product is annotated as interleukin 1 receptor like 1. The transcript has 11 exons. Gene Ontology annotation, molecular function: interleukin-33 receptor activity; interleukin-33 binding; interleukin-1 receptor activity. The coding region runs from base 200 to 1882 and encodes 560 amino acids. The record is from RefSeq and is a predicted model, not a curated record. Gene Ontology annotation, biological process: signal transduction. Lineage: Eukaryota; Metazoa; Chordata; Mammalia; Artiodactyla; Balaenopteridae.